This is a messenger RNA of Drosophila subobscura, 641 nucleotides long. RefSeq names its product low molecular weight phosphotyrosine protein phosphatase 1. Gene Ontology annotation, biological process: protein dephosphorylation. The record is from RefSeq and is a predicted model, not a curated record. Lineage: Eukaryota; Metazoa; Arthropoda; Insecta; Diptera; Drosophilidae. Gene Ontology annotation, molecular function: protein tyrosine phosphatase activity. The transcript is spliced from 3 exons. The coding region runs from base 100 to 564 and encodes 154 amino acids.
AAAAACAUUUCCAAUGCAACAACGAACAUACCCUUCUCAAGAAAAUAUCGACACCCCAUCCAAUUCCGAUUAAAUAUCCCAAAAAAAAUAAACAAAAAAAUGGUGCAAAAAAUUCUUAUGAUUUGUUUGGGCAACAUCUGCCGCUCCCCCAUUGCGGAGGUGGUGAUGGUGGACACGCUGGAGAAGGCGCACAAGCAGAAUGUUGUGGUGGACAGUGCGGCGAUUGGGUCUUGGCAUGUGGGCAAUCGCGCCGAUCCGCGUGCCAUCAGCACGCUGGCCCAGCAUGAUCUCAAGUGCACGCACAUUGUGCGUCAGAUCCAGAAAAAGGACUUUACCGAAUUCGACUUUAUAUUCGGCAUGGACGAGGACAACAUGAGCGAGCUGCGGCGGCUGGCGCCCAAGGGCUCCAAGGCGGAGCUGCUCAUGCUGGGUGACUUUGGGCUGGAGACCAAGAAUCGCAUCAUAGAGGAUCCCUAUUAUCAACGUGGUGCCGCUGGCUUUGAGACCGCCUAUCAGCAGUGUGUGGUGGCAUGUGACGCCUUCAUGAAGGAGCGUUUGGCUUAAAUGUGUUUUUGUGAUAUAUCUACUACUUAUAUACUCAUAGUGCAAGUUCAACUAAUAAAUGUUUGGUACAAAGCGGC